AAAGGGCGAAAACGCGACGUGAGGACCGCAGUUGUGCCGCAUCAAGCCAAAUUCGUGAUGUGACGCCGUCGCGGAAACGGUAAAACGUAAUCUAGCGUCUUCUAGCGACAAAUCAAGGAGCCAAUAGCUGUAAUCACUGAAAACCAGUCCGCAACACUGCACGGUGUCAACGUGCUUUUCAUGGUUGGAUCGCGUAGUAAACAGAGGCAGAGGUCCGAGUGGAGCUCAUUACUACUGAAGAAAUCUAUGCACAUUUCACAAGGAAUCGCUGUUCGUUGACUGAAGCUUUACCAAAGAGAAAAUAAUAUGCAUACGUUUAGAUGAUGCUGCUGCUUUGCAAAUCUAGGACAACGUGAUCUCGAGGAACAAUAAAUCAUCUAUUUUUUAUCCAUGGUGUUUGCAAGUUGUAAAGCGAUGGAUGGUAUCGGGAACACAAUGCAGAAGAAGGCUGCGGAGCUCGAGCGCAUGGCCGAGGUUCUCGUCACCGGAGAGCAGUUGAGGCUGCGUCUCCAUGAAGGGAAGGUGGUUAAGGACCGCAGGCAUCACCUGAGGACGUAUCCCAACUGCUUUGUGGCCAAGGAGCUGAUCGACUGGCUGCUGGAGCACAAGGAGGCGUCAGACAGAGACACGGCCAUCAAGAUCAUGCAGAAACUCCUGGAUCAAAGCAUCAUCCAUCACGUUUGUGACGAGCACAAGGAGUUCAAAGACAUGAAACUGUUCUAUCGCUUCAGGAAAGAUGACGGGACGUUUCCGUUGGACAACGAAGCCAAGGUCUUCAUGAGGGGACAACGGAUAUAUGAAAAGCUGAUGAUGAACACGGAGACGUCCAUCCUAGCGACUCGGGAAGAAGAGGGUGAGACGUUUGAACGGACGCUGGUGGCCUCUGAGCUCGUUGAUUGGCUGCUGGCGGAGGGAGAGAUGGCGACCCGAGAGGAGGCGGAGCAUCUUGGACGGAGGCUUCUAGAACACGGGAUCAUGCAGCAUGUGACCAACAAGCACCACUUUGUGGAUGGAGGGCUGCUGUACCAGUUCAGACUGAACUUCCGAAGGAGACGACGUCUGAUGGAGCUGCUGAACGAGCGCUGUCGUACCAUCCCAGAGAGCCAUGACAGCCCCUUCUGUCUCCGCAAACAGAACCCAGAGGGAAGCAACACCAGCUUCCUAUCUGUGAGUCCUACUAAAGAGAUCAAGAUGAUAGUGGGUAUUCGUCGUAGCAGCAUGAGCAGCAGCUGUGGCAGCAGUGGUUACUAUAGCAGCAGUCCCACCCUCAGUAGCAGCCCCCCGGUGCUCUGUAACCCAAAGUCAGUGUUGAAGAGACAAGUGAGUCCUGAGGAGCUGCAGACCCCAGGAGGCCCUUACAUAAAGAAGACAUUCACAAUCGUGGGGGAUGCGGUGGGCUGGGGCUUCGUGGUGCGAGGCAGUAAGCCCUGCCACAUCCAGGCUGUCGACCCCAGUGGUCCCGCAGCUGCAGCUGGGAUGAAGGUGUGUCAGUUUGUGGUCUCGGUCAACGGGCUAAACGUGCUGUCUCUGGACUACAGGACAGUCAGUAACCUCAUCCUGACCGGGCCCAGGACCGUUGUCAUGGAAGUCAUGGAGGAAGCAGAUUACUGAAGAGGCAGGCUAUCACGUGGCAGGGGGCGUGGCUGAGCAGAGUAGACCCAAGGCAGACUCUAAAGACACCAUAGAGAUAGACGUGCCCUUAUGGAACUCAAUGGGAAACUCUCUCUGGGCUUCUAACUCUAUGGGGAACUCUCUCUGGGCUUCUAACUCUAUGGGAAACUCUCUCUGGGCUUCUAACUCUAUGGGAAACUCUCUCUGGGCUUCUAACUCUCUGGGAAACUCUCUCUGGGCUUCUAACUCUAUGGGAAACUCUCUCUGGGCUUCUAACUCUAUGGGAAACUCUCUCUCUGGGCUUCUAACUCUCUGGGAAACUCUCUAUAGGCUUCUAACUCUCUGGGAAACUCUCUAUAGGCUUCUAACUCUAUGGGAAACUCUCUCUGGGCUUCUAACUCUCUGGGAAACUCUCUCUCUGGGCUUCUAACUCUAUGGGAAACUAUCUCUCUGGGCUUCUAACUCUCUGGGAAACUCUCUCUGGGCUUCUAACUCUGGGAAACUCUCUCUGGGCUUCUAACUCUAUGGGAAACUCUCUCUGGGCUUCUAACUCUAUGGGAAACUCUCUCUCUGGGCUUCUAACUCUAUGGGAAACUCUCUCUGGGCUUCUAACUCUAUGGGAAACUAUCUCUCUGGGCUUCUAACUCUCUGGGAAACUCUCUCUGGGCUUCUAACUCUAUGGGAAACUCUCUCUGGGCGUCUAACUCUAUGGGAAACUCUCUCUGGGCUUCUAACUCUCUGGGAAACUCUCUCUGGGCUUCUAACUCUAUGGGAAACUCUCUCUGGGCUUCUAACUCUAUGGGAAACUCUCUCUGGGCUUCUAACUCUAUGGGAAACUCUCUCUCUGGGCUUCUAACUCUAUGGGAAACUCUCUCUGGGCUUCUAACUCUAUGGGAAACUAUCUCUCUGGGCUUCUAACUCUCUGGGAAACUCUCUCUGGGCUUCUAACUCUAUGGGAAACUCUCUCUGGGCGUCUAACUCUAUGGGAAACUCUCUCUGGGCUUAUAACUCUAUGGGAAACUCUCUAUAGGCUUAUAACUCUAUGGGAAACUAUCUAUAGGCUUCUAACUCUAUGGGGAACUCUCUCUGGGCUUCUAACUCUAUGGGGAACUCUCUCUGGGCUUCUAACUCUAUGGAAACUCUCUCUCUGGGCUUCUAACUCUAUGGGAAACUCUCUCUCUGGGCUUCUAACUCUAUGGGAAACUCUCUCUGGGCUUCUAACUCUAUGGGAAACUCUCUCUCUGGGCUUCUAACUCUCUGGGAAACUCUCUAUAGGCUUCUAACUCUCUGGGAAACUCUCUAUAGGCUUCUAACUCUAUGGGAAACUCUCUCUGGGCUUCUAACUCUCUGGGAAACUCUCUCUCUGGGCUUCUAACUCUAUGGGAAACUAUCUCUCUGGGCUUCUAACUCUCUGGGAAACUCUCUCUGGGCUUCUAACUCUAUGGGAAACUCUCUCUGGGCUUCUAACUCUAUGGGAAACUCUCUCUGGGCUUCUAACUCUAUGGGAAACUCUCUCUCUGGGCUUCUAACUCUAUGGGAAACUCUCUCUGGGCUUCUAACUCUAUGGGAAACUCUCUCUGGGCUUCUAACUCUCUGGGAAACUCUCUCUGGGCUUCUAACUCUAUGGGAAACUCUCUCUGGGCUUCUAACUCUAUGGGAAACUCUCUCUGGGCUUAUAACUCUAUGGGAAACUCUCUAUAGGCUUAUAACUCUAUGGGAAACUAUCUCUGGGCUUCUAACUCUAUGGGGAACUCUCUCUGGGCUUCUAACUCUAUGGGGAACUCUCUCUGGGCUUCUAACUCUAUGGAAACUCUCUCUCUGGGCUUCUAACUCUAUGGGAAACUCUCUCUCUGGGCUUCUAACUCUAUGGGAAACUCUCUCUCUGGGCUUCUAACUCUAUGGGAAACUCUCUCUCUGGGCUUCUAACUCUAUGGGAAACUCUCUCUCUGGGCUUCUAACUCUAUGGGAAACUCUCUCUCUGGGCUUCUAACUCUAUGGGAAACUCUCUCUGGGCUUCUAACUCUAUGGGAAACUCUCUAUAGGCUUCUAACUCUAUGGGAAACUCUCUCUGGUCUUCUAACUCUCUGGGAAACUCUCUCUGGGCUUCUAACUCACUGGGAAACUCUCUCUGUGCUUCUAACUCUAUGGGAAACUCUCUAUAGGCUUCUAACUCUAUGGGAAACUCUCUCUGGGCUUCUAACUCUAUGGGAAACUCUCUCUGGGCUUCUAACUCUAUGGGAAACUCUCUCUGGGCUUCUAACUCUAUGGGAAACUCUCUCUCUGGGCUUCUAACUCUAUGGGAAACUCUCUCUCUGGGCUUUUAACUCUAUGGGAAACUCUCUCUCUCUGGGCUUUUAACUCUAUGGGAAACUCUCUCUCUCUGGGCUUCUAACUCUAUGGGAAACUCUCUCUCUCUGGCCUUCUAACUCUAUGGGAAACUCUCUCUCUGGGCUUCUAACUCUAUGGGAAACUCUCUCUCUGGGCUUUUAACUCUAUGGGAAACUCUCUCUCUCUGGGCUUCUAACUCUAUGGGAAACUCUCUCUCUCUGGGCUUCUAACUCUAUGGGAAACUCUCUCUCUCUGGGCUUCUAACUCUAUGGGAAACUCUCUCUCUCUGGCCUUCUAACUCUAUGGGAAACUCUCUCUCUCUGGGCUUCUAACUCUAUGGGAAACUCUCUCUCUCUGGCCUUCUAACUCUAUGGGAAACUCUCUCUCUCUGGGCUUCUAACUCUAUGGGAAACUCUCUCUCUGGGCUUCUAACUCUAUGGGAAACUCUCUCUCUGGGCUUCUAACUCUAUGGGAAACUCUCUCUCUGGGCUUCUAACUCUAUGGGAAACUCUCUCUCUGGGCUUCUAACUCUAUGGGAAACUCUCUCUCUCUGGGCUUCUAAGGAAAGACUCAGUCAAGCUCUGCCAGCCACCACCCACGUCUCUUUCCUAUUGGACGCUGCUUCCCUCUGAUGGCCUCCAAUAAAACUGCUUGGAGAAGAGAGAGGGACAUUAGUUACUCUGUUAGAUACACACAUCUUGUCAUUGGUCUCCUGUCUCAUCUGUCUAGUUGAUGUUGAGACAUCACAUGGACCCUGAUAACAUAACAGCCCCCUGCUCCAUGAUUAGGGGACUGUGCCCUGCUGCCCCCUUCUGGUUUCUCACUGUCUCCUGUGGUCUGUGUUUUCUUUAUGUAUUGAUGGUACUACCUACCCAUGUGUGAAGCUGUUUGGGGAGAGACAGUUCUGGACCUGUCUAGAUCUGUCUGUCUUUCUCUAUCCCGGGACGAGAUGUGGUGAAGUUGAAGACAGGCCUGAAAGAGACAGGCAGCAUAUCAUUCGGGACAGGCCUGAAGGAGACAGACAGCAUAUCAUUCGUGACAGGCCUGAAGGAGACAGACAGCAUAUAAUUCGUGACAGGCCUGAAGGAGGCAGGCGGCAUAUCAUUCGGGACAGGCGGCAUAUCAUUCGGGACAGGCCUGAAGGAGACAGGCGGCAUAUCAUUCGGGACAGGCGGCAUAUCAUUCGGGACAGGCGGCAUAUCAUUCGGGACAGGCGGCAUAUCAUUCGGGACAGGCCUGAAGGAGACAGGCGGCAUAUCAUUCGGGACAGGCCUGAAGGGGAGAGAGACGGCAUAUCAAUCAGGACAGGCCUGAAGGAGACAGACAGCAUAUCAUUCGGGACAGGCCUGAAGGAGACAGACAGCAUAUCAUUCGGGACAGGCCUGAAGGAGACAGACAGCAUAUCAUUCGGGACAGGCCUGAAGGAGACAGACAGCAUAUCAUUCAGGACAGGGCUGAAGGAGACAGAUAGCAUAUCAUUCAGGACAGGGCUGAAGGAGACAGAUGGCAUAUCAUUCAGGACAGGGCUGAAGGAGACAGAUAGCAUAUCAUUCAGGACAGGGCUGAAGGAGACAGAUAGCAUAUCAUUCGGGACAGGAGUGUGAUGCAUUGACAAGUGACUGGUCAAUCCUCUGGGCCACAUGAUGCAAACCACGUCCAACUAAUCCAGAGCUGUUUGGACGUGUGACACAAAUACCAGCCUGGUUCCACUGUGCCGUUGACUAGAGAUCACUCACUAUACAUUGUGGUAGUUGUGUGAAGUUGGCCUUAGUUUAACCAAGCAAACAGGGUUGUAAAUAAUGUUCAUGUUUAUGGAGAACUAAUUGUUGUCGAUGAUGUGUCUUUUCCCUGUACACUUAGGGCGAGUUUCCCGGACAACAAAUCCUGGACUAAAAAGUCUAAAUCAAUGGAUAAGAUUAUUCUUUGUUCGGGAAACCGUCCCUUGAAGACAAAGUAGGUAGCUACUAGCUAGUUAAUGAGGUAACACUUGACUGGAUGGUUCUACUGUCUGUAGGCCUGAAUAUCAUGGUUAUAAUUACCACAUAAAGGAUAUGACUCAGUAUGUAGACCAAAAGGUUGCGCCUGUAACAACUACCUUCACUCUGUCAUGACACAACCAACCAUUACCCAUCAGGCCCCUCUCCCAGACAUGCAUUUUGCCUCACCUUGGACUAGAAAGCAAGCUGAAGGGAGAAUCUCUGUUGAAAGAGCUUUUUGGUCCAGGGAAUCUGCUCAUGGUGAUAUAAAUGGGGUGGUUUGUAUAGUUUUCUAAGAUUUAUAACGUGUAAUGACCGUGAUGAGUCUUUAGCACCGGCGUUGAGGCCUAUGACGACACCCACCUGUUACCAAUAAGCCGAAUGUGGAUGUCGUAUAUCCACUAUAGUCCCUAGUCUUUCAGAAGUGGCAUGUUCCACACUACCGUCAAUUCUAUAAUAUAUGGAUAGGUUAACAUAUAUUUAAUGUAGAUCUGUGUAUGGAUUUAGACAGACUAAGGCACUUUAAAAAAAAUGAAAAUAACUGUUUGCAUCAGUUUGUUUUCUAGUUAAAAUGUCAGAAAAUGGAUAGUGUGUUAAGACGUCACUAUGCUGUAUCAUCCUGAAACAUAAACGCAUUAAGAAUGAUCAACCCUUUCUAUUUGCCAUCAGACCCGAUCUACUUGUAUUUAAGAAGGAGAAAAGGGGGUUUAUUUCGGGUAGCUAGCUGUGAAUUUAAAGUAGAAGAACUAUUGAUGGCACGAGAGAAACAAUCUAUGGCAGUAUUUAAUAACAGAGUCAUCUGUAGCUCAGUGUGCCAGGGUCAACUGUGGUCUUAUGACAUCACUUCCUGGUCAGAUGAAGUAGCCUAGGUUCAUUGUAAGAUUUAAUAAUAAUAAUAAUAAAGAAUAGCAGUACAAGCUCUGUUCAUGGUCACCUUUCUUCGAUAUGCAGUGUUGUUGUUUACCAUAAUUUCAAGCCUCAAAUCACAGGUUUGAUUUUAGUUGUUUUUGGAAAACGACAGUCACUUUUUGACAAGCUAGGAUUCUGUCUCUUUCUAUAAUGUGCUUAAAUGUGUAAAGCGACAAAAUGCAUCAUACACUUACAUAGGUUCUUGAAUGUAGUGCUGGCUAACGAUCCAGGGUUCUUUUUUCAGGACUGAUAUAUCAUUGGUUAAGCUCUCACUAAGAACAUUAGACAUCAGUGAUUGGGUGAAUGGCUGCUCUCACUAAGAACAUUAGACAUCAGUGAUUGGGUGAAUGGCUGCUCUCACUAAGAACAUUAGACAUCAGUGAUUGGGUGAAUGGCUGCUCUCACUAUGAACAUUAGGCAUCAGUGAUUGGGUGAAUGGCUGCUCUCACUAUGAACAUUAGACAUUAGUGAUUGGGUGAAUGGCUGCUCUCACUAUGAACCUUAGGCAUCAGUGAUUGGGUGAAUGGCUGCUCUCACUAAGAACAUUAGACAUCAGUGAUUGGGUGAAUGGCUGCUCUCACUAAGAACAUUAGACAUCAGUGAUUGGGUGAAUGGCUGCUCUCACUAUGAACAUUAGGCAUCAGUGAUUGGGUGAAUGGCUGCUCUCACUAUGAACAUUAGACAUUAGUGAUUGGGUGAAUGGCUGCUCUCACUAUGAACAUUAGGCAUCAGUGAUUGGGUCAAUGGCUGCUCUCACUAUGAACAUUAGACAUCAGUGAUUGGGUGAAUGGCUGCUCUCACCAUGAACCUUAGACAUCAGUGAUUGGGUGAAUGGCUGCUCUCACUAUGAACCUUAGACAUCGGUGAUUGGGUGAAUGGCUGCUCUCACUAUGAACAUUAGGCAUCAGUGAUUGGGUGAAUGGCUGCUCUCACUAUGAACCUUAGACAUCAGUGAUUGGGUGAAUGGCUGCUCUCACUAUGAACCUUAGACAUCAGUGAUUGGGUGAAUGGCUGCUCUCACUAUGAACAUUAGACAUCAGUGAUUGGGUGAAUGGCUGCUCUCACUAUGAACAUUAGGCAUCAGUGAUUGGGUGAAUGGCUGCUCUCACUAAGAACAUUAGACAUCAGUGAUUGGGUGAAUGGCUGCUCUCACUAUGAACCUUAGACAUCAGUGAUUGGGUGAAUGGCUGCUCUCACUAUGAACAUUAGACAUCAGUGAUUGGGUGACCCACUGCAAUGCAUGAGGUUUUCGUGGUAUGUUUGUUUUUUACACAUUUCUACUCCACCACCUAGUUUCACUUUAGUCCUGUAAUGAAUGAUUGGUUCUGCCAUACUAGGAAAGGCUUGUGUUGUUUGGUAAAGCAAGAACUUAGAGUCAUUUUAAUACUUCAGCUGUUUUUGGUUCCACUUUACUGACAGCAUCCAGGUUAAAACGCAUGAUAAGGUGUUAUUAGCAUGAGCCUUUUAUAAUGUCUUAUCAGGCUUAUAAAAAUGCUUAUCCUGUAUUAAUACCUGUGUGUUUUAAACAGACACAAUGACCAGAAAGAACUGGAAAUCCAGUCACUAUUGGGACUUCUUUAAUGUGCCAUGUUAUAAAUGUUGAAACAUUUGCCUUAAUAACUUUGUGUUUUUGCUGCGUGUCUUCUUUUUAGUUGGUGAUCAUUUUUAAUAUUUGAAUAUCUUCUCCUUAAUUAAAGGGUUCACUAUGCAAUCCUCUUCCUGAUCGGUCUUACUAUAUUAACCUUCUGCUGCUUAUUUUACAGACGGGACAUCUUUUUUCUCUCUUCUUGACAAUCAGUGUUUUCUUGAUACAGAAGGUCUGUGUUUCCAAAUGGUAGUGCACUACUUUGGACCAGGGCCCAGUGGGUUGGGGGGGGGGGGGGUAAUAUCACUAUAUAGGGAAUAGAAUGCCAUUUGGGACGCUACAGAGAUCUGAACAGCACAAUGACCUGACGGCAGUACGGAUAGAGAUACAUCACAAUGACCUGACGGCAGUACGGAUAGAGAUACAACACAAUGACCUGACGGCAGUACGGAUAGAGAUACAACACAAUGACCUGACGGCAGUACGGAUAGAGAUACAACACAAUGACUUGACGGCAGUACGGAUAGAGAUACAACACAAUGACCUGACGGCAGUACGGAUAGAGAUACAACACAAUGACCUGACGGCAGUACGGAUAGAGAUACAACACAAUGACCUGACGGCAGUACGGAUAGAGAUACAACCUGCCACGUACUCUCUGCUUCAUAGAAGGUUUUACUAAUGGUAAUGAAUCUAUGACUUUUUGAUUAAAAAAUAAAAAAAUAUUUUUAAAAUUUGUUUAUUUUUACCAAUCAGUCAGCAGCUCAUUUUAAAAGGAUUCAUUCAUCUACAGAUCAUUAUGUUCAUGAAAUAAUCUAUGUACAUUAAAUGAUCUAGAUUACACUCUGGGCUCACGAACUGACUAUAUAAAGGCUUUGAUAGCAGUUUGUGUACAUACAUUUUAUAAAAUACAUUGUGUGGAUGAAUGAAUGUCAGGACAAUGAAAAUAUAUAAGCUCACGUCUGGCAUCACGUCUGGCAUCACGUCUGGCAUCACGUCUGGCAUCACGUCUGGCAUCACGUCUGGCAUCACGUCUGUGUUGUGCAAUGCAGCUAAAGGCAUAAAGUUCAUAUGUAAAGUUCAUAUGUAAAGUUCAUAUGUAAAGUUCAUAUGUAAAGUUCAUAUGUAAAGUUCAUAUGUGUUUUAAUAAACAUACUGGUUUGGUUCAA
Molecule: messenger RNA, 9578 nt
Organism: Oncorhynchus kisutch (coho salmon)
Lineage: Eukaryota; Metazoa; Chordata; Actinopteri; Salmoniformes; Salmonidae
Product: DEP domain-containing mTOR-interacting protein-like
Exons: 11
Coding region: 391-1611 (406 amino acids)
Biological process (GO): intracellular signal transduction; positive regulation of GTPase activity; negative regulation of TOR signaling
Cellular component (GO): plasma membrane
Molecular function (GO): guanyl-nucleotide exchange factor activity; GTPase activator activity; protein binding
Source: RefSeq, a predicted model, not a curated record